GGAAGGCACUCACGCAGAGAGUGAGGGAGUUGGAAGAUGGCGCGCCCUAUCGAUGGAGGAGGCUUGGAGGCUUUGCACCGACUGAAAUCGACAGAGCCUCCUCAAUGGCUCUCCCCGUCUUCUGAACUAUCCCAAGCUGCUCGAAUAGCUUCUCAGUAUCUCUUUUCUUCUCUGCAGCCUUUCUGCCCCAAAUCGCCCUUCGAUAGCCUCCUCGUCGAAGGGUUCGACGCCGAGCAGAUAUGGCAGCAGAUCGACCUUCAAACACAGCCUCUGGUAUCGAAUCUUAAAAGAGAGCUGAAGCGAUUCGAGAAGAAUCCCGAAGAAAUUUUGAAGCUUCUUGGUGAAGAGCUCGUAAAGAAAGCUGCAAAGGAGAAAACUGAGGAAGUUUCUGAUAAGGAAGCCGAGGGCUUCGAGGAAGAAAAUGGAGGAAACGAUGGUUCGGAGGAUUUUGAAGACAUUGGAGAUGAAGAGCUGGGUAGUUUGGAUGAGGAAGAUGAAGAGGAAGAAGAAGAAGAGGAAGAAGAAGAAGAGGAUGAAGAGGAAGAGGAAGGUGGUGAUGCCGGUAAUGGUGGCGGCGGCAUUGAGGAUCAGUUUCUGAAGAUUAAGGAGUUGGAGGAGUUUAUGGAAAAGGACGAGGAGAGGGAGUAUGGAGUUUCCAAGAAGAAACAGCACAAUGAUCGUGAGGCUGAUGAUGGCGAUGAAGAGGAAGAGGGCAGUGAUGAAGAGGAAGAGGAAGAAGACGAUGAUGAGCUUGGGGGUCUUGGUGUUGAUGGUUUUGAAGAUGAAGGCACAGAUAAAAUGGAAGAUGCCAGAUAUGAGGACUUCUUCGCACAUAAAAAGAAAAAAGGUCCAAAAAGAAGGUCUGAACCUCUUGAUGGAUCAGAAGAUUCUGAUUCGGAUGAUAGGCAAGAGGAUGAAAUGUUUCUUGAGAAUCAGAAGAAAGAAAAUCUUUCUACCCAUGAAAAGGAGCUUGAGAAGCUUCACUCCAAAAUACAGCAAAUGGAGAAAGCGAACUUGGAGCCCAAGACAUGGACUAUGCAGGGAGAGGUAACUGCUGCUAAAAGACCAAAGAACAGUGCUCUAGAAGUUGAUCUAGAUUUUGAGCAUAAUGUAAGACCUGUGCCAGUGAUCACAGAGGAGGUCACUGCAUCCCUUGAAGAUUUAAUUAAAAAAAGGAUUCUUGAGGGGCAUUUUGAUGAUGUUCAAAGAGCACCUAGUUUGCCAUCAAAAGCACCAAAAGAACAUAAAGAGCUGGAUGACAAUAAGAGCAAGAAGGGUCUAGCUGAAAUUUAUGAGGAGGAGUAUGUACAAAAGACUGAGCUAGCUUCUGCCCCACUGUCUACCUCAGAUGAACAGAAGAAAGAGGCAAGUCUUCUAUUCAAGAAACUCUGCUUGAAGUUGGAUGCCCUGUCUCAUUUCCACUUCACACCAAAGCCUGUCAUUGAGGACAUGUCUGUACAAGCAAAUGUCCCUGCCCUGGCAAUGGAAGAGAUUGCACCUGUUGCAGUGUCAGAUGCAGCUAUGCUGGCCCCCGAGGAGGUGUUUGCUGGCAAUGGUGAUAUUAAGGAAGAAACAGAACUAACACAAGCGGAGAGAAAGAGGAGGAGAGCUAAUAAAAAAAGAAAAUUUAAGGCUAAGACAGCUAAAAAGCUGGCAAAGAAGGCACGCAAUGACACAGUAUUGAAGCAUUCCCAUGAUGAGGAAGCAUCAUGAAUUCCUGGUGGGAUUUCAGUUAACAGAAAUAUCCUCCACAUCCCAUUGGCCUACUUGAAAUAGCAGAGAGGGAGAAGGAUGAGGGGGACUAGAGGACCCCAAGGAGAGAAGGGGAUCUUUAAGGCAGCUUGAAGCCUGAAGAAUUGUCUGGUUUGCGGAUGUAAUCUUGAAAUUAGCAAGAAAAUUUUGAAGCUAGUUGUCUACGAUGUAUUUUUUCUUUUUUUUGGGUUCGUUGUAAUUUCUAGGUAUUCCGUGUUUUUUUUUUCCUCCUUUUUCUCCCCUUUAAAGGUCCGGAGGCAAUCCCGUAGUUAUGAAUUCAAUUACCAAAUUCAUUUUCUAUUUUUUUUUCGCAUAUAUCUUUAUGAGGAAAUGAUAAAAGAGAGGGGAUUUACUACUUUAUUCUUUUAA
Molecule: messenger RNA, 2121 nt
Organism: Nelumbo nucifera (sacred lotus)
Lineage: Eukaryota; Viridiplantae; Streptophyta; Magnoliopsida; Proteales; Nelumbonaceae
Product: U3 small nucleolar ribonucleoprotein
Biological process (GO): rRNA processing
Cellular component (GO): nucleus; small-subunit processome; sno(s)RNA-containing ribonucleoprotein complex
Source: RefSeq, a predicted model, not a curated record